This is a messenger RNA of [Torrubiella] hemipterigena, 964 nucleotides long. NCBI's taxonomy places the organism in Eukaryota, Fungi, Ascomycota, Sordariomycetes, Hypocreales, Clavicipitaceae. The record is from the annotation of a GenBank genome assembly.
GCGCACGAUAUCUUUACCUUAUCGGGUGUAGCGGUAUUGAAGAAAAAAUUAACACCAAACUACAGACUGUCGACAAUUAGCUAAGAUGAGAGUUGAUCCGUGUUCGUUCUGUGGACGGCCCUCCUACCCGUCCAAGGGUAUCACGUUUGUUCGUAACGAUGGCAAGUCGUUCCGAUUCUGCCGAUCAAAAUGCCACCGCAACUUCAAGAUGAAGCGUAACCCUCGCAAGCUCAAGUGGACAAAGGCACACCGCCGCAAUGCCGGAAAGGAAAUGGUGGUGGACAGCACACUGCUCUUUGGCCAGCGCCGCAACGAACCCAUCCGCUACGACCGCGACAUUGUCGAGAAGACGCUGUCGGCCAUGAAGCGUAUCAGCGAGAUCCGCUCCCGCCGCGAGCGUGUCUUCUACAAGAAGCGCAUGGCUGGCAAGCGCGAGAGAGACCUCGCCACGGCACGCAAGCUUGUUGCCGAGAACGAGCACCUGCUCCCCCGCAUGCGUGGCAGCGAGAAGAAGAGACUGGCGGAGAUGGGCGCCACCGAGGAGGAGAUCGAGGCCGAAGAGGAGACAAGAACAAACAAGAGCUCCGUCUUUGGAAAGGAGAGACGCCGUGUCAGAAUCCAAGUCGAUGGAGACGAGGAGGAGGUUGGCGACGACAUGGACAUGGACUAAAGCGGACGCCGUGGUGGUGGACUCGACGCAUACUUUGCAUGGUGUUUACUGUUUGUUGGAAGCAUUUCUUUUUUUGGUUGGGCCUUUUAGGCUGGAGCUGCUGCACGGAUAUAAAAAGAAACCGGCCCGUUUUGUGUUUUUUUCUCACCCUUUGCUACAUUGUUUGUUUUGCCUUGGCCUCGCGUUUUCACGACUCUUGUUUAGUUUUUCUUGUCGUUGCCGGGUGUAUAGAAGGGGCACGGAUCUUUACGAUGAUACAAAUACAAAAGUUUUAUCAAAGCCAUUAAUUUCUUG